UAAAUAAGUUUUAGAAGUGAUACAUUCCAUAUUUUUACUUAUUUUUUACAUAUUUUAAUUAUUUUUUGGCAUUGCAGUUGCAAAAACCAAAUAAUUUACUCAAUUCUUCAAAAUUGAGUUGUUUUUUACCAUCAAUUCAAAUCAUUUCAAAUGAUCAAUUCAAUUGCAUAAUUUUAUUAUUAUUCAUAUUUAUAAUCAUGGGAAAACUCCUUUUGUGGAAAAUAUUCUGUAUUCUGUUUCUAAAUUAACGACGCAACCAGAACAAGAUAUUAAUGAUCUCGCGUUCGAGGCAAACAUGAAAUUUGCCCGGCGUGCAUACGCGGAUAUAUUGACGCGAAUGAAAGAGCUCCCUCAAAGACAUAUAAUGAGGCAGCGAAAAUAACGAUAUGCGCCCGAGCGUGCAAUUUCCUAAUGUGGCCAUUUCGCCGGCGGCUGAAAACAUCUUUGAUUAUUCGUGUAAUAAGCGGACGUGGUGCGCGAGUUGCUAAUGGGCACGCGAUCAUCAUUCGGACGCGACUAAGGAACGCGGGAAGGGUCCGGGGCACUUCAGCAUGCGGUGCAGUUUUUACUCUUUCGCAGAGAUUUUCCGCGCUGACUCUCCCCCUUUUUGUUCCGCAACGACCGCAACGUACCUUGCUAACAAAGUGUGUUAAUGGCGCGCGGCUGAUUAAAGGUUUUAAUCCCGAUGUCCGUAACUCUCCGGCCCUUCUCCUUCUUCCAGCGCGCGUUUUCGUCCGAGAAGACAAAAAUAAAAGGCGACGGCUCUUUGUUCGCGACCGACUGUCGAGAGCUCGCCGGUCAUUAAAGUCGAUCUCCGAUGAAAAGUCGCGCCGUCGUAUUGCCUCACUCAGCGCGCGCGAGAGAAACGCAAAAAUGCAUACUGCACUCGCGAGACCGAACCACCUCGAGCAUCGGAAAACGAGAGCGUCUCGUAUUUCUUAUUUUACGGAAGGUAGCGCGCAGUAUUCCGCGGAAAAUGCACAGUAAGUAUCCUCUCUGUCUCCCGAACAUCCGUGGAGAGACUGAAAAUAUAUAUCGCUUAAGGGAAUACUACGAAAUCGAAUAAGAAUACGUAGACAUCGCAGAUCUACGAGCAACGUGAUCGUAACGUUUCGAAAAAAAUCGAUAACAGAGGAGAAGACCCUUAUAAAUACUACGAGUCUACCUUCGAGUCUUUGAGUAUUUGAGUAGAAUCGAUUGAACGUCACAUUGACGAAUGUAGUAGCACGUUUUAAUUUUUUACUUCAAGAUAUUGAUUAUUAGUUACCACCUUUUCUAUUUUUAUCACUUAUUACUUAUGCAGUAACGCUGUAAUAAAUAAACACCGCUGUUAUUCCGAGUAAUUUUUACAAGAAAACUCUUCUGACGAUUAAAAAUUAAAACAUAUAUAAAUUUUUGUCAACAAGCUUAAUUAAAAAUAUUAUUCGUUGAUAAGAUCGAUUGAAACGGUCGUAGAAUUAAGAUAACAGGGAGCCAUUUUUAUCCGCGCUCGAGGAAAUUACACGACGUCGACGUACUUUACGACGUACUUCUCUUUUUUCUAAUUUAGAUAAAUAAGUGCGAAAAUGAGCGGCAAAUCCCGCGGAUACUUAGCGUAAAUGUCACCCACGUUUGCGUAAUUUCCGGUCGAGUUAAGAGAAGCGUAGGCAAUCCAUUUUCCGUAGGUGCGAGCGCUUUAACGACGCUUCGACGAUAAGAACGCGUUGAUGGAACAAUUUUGCAACCAACGCGCUUUGGGACUGGGAUAUAAAGGGCUCGUUCGCGCGUCCUGAGACUCGUCGCAAUUCUGUUAAACGCGCCAUCCAACAUGAAACGACUUCUUCUCUUCGCGUUGUUAAUAUACACCGUUUCGGCCCUCUCAUGUGUCGCUCACGACAAGAAGGGAAAGCCGGAUAUUCAAGUAAUCGAGGUGGACGAUUCAAGCAAAGGAGGAAGGGCGGACAUUCAAAUCAUCGACGUGGACGAUUCAAGCAAAGGGUCCGGAAGCUCAGACAUUCAAGUGAUCGAAGUGGACGACUCAAGCAAAGGAUCCAAUGAAGUUGUGGCUUUGCACCUACCGAACAGACGGAGAAGAGAAGUCACCAAGAGUAAGAAGAAUAAGCACAUCUGCAAAAAGGAUAGUGAUUGCGGUCCAGGAUAUAUCUGUUUGGCAAAUGUGGCCUGCGUGAAAGGGAAGAGGCGAAUUAUAAGUUCUGUAAAAGUGAAGGAUAAAAAUUAAAAAACUGGACAGCGCAGCAGAGGGGUGAUGAUGACGCAACGCGUUUCCGUGCAUGACGACAAUAUGCCGGGGAAAUUUUUUUGAUGGAGUAACCUCACUGCCCUCGCCGAACAAUAAGCGCCCUCGCAUCAAUCGAAUGAUCGAUUUCCCAUCAUUGCCAAUAUCCAACGGAUAUCUGUUUGCUUAUCUGUAUUUCGCACCGAUGAAAUUUCCCACUGUACAUCCGUCCAUUGUCAACGUAUGAAUAUAACAUAAACCCAAAAAUAUCGGACAUUUAAUGGCGACCCAGCCGUGGCCGCGGACGCAUGUAGUAAAGCGGUUAAGUUACAUUUUACACGCGGAUUCAGGACGCCAAGCGAGCGGGGAUACGACCAGCGUAAAAGCUCUCCGCCCCUUCUCCGCCUUCAGAAAAAAAAAAAACAAACAGUCGGGGAAACAUAUGGCGCCGUACGAUAGGGACUCAUUAACGGCAGAGAAACUGAGCAAUUCGAGUGAGGAGCCGUAAGAAAGGAGGGUUAGCCCUCUCUCGUCGUCGUAAAUUUAGUGGGAACAACUGGUUUCGCCUGCAAGCUCCGCUUGCAGCCCCAACCGCAACCCCGAUUCGAAACGCCGUGGCGCCAUCGAAAAAUCUUCCUGUGCAUUAGAGAUUUACACCCGAAAUCAAUUAGCACCUCGUUGACACGGAUGAGACCGCACGAUCCGCACGAGUACAGCUUUUAUUGGGGAAACUAUUAGAUAUUGACGACGUGCGGAUUGUGAAAGUUGGUCUCGAUAUCAUUUGGGAAAUUGUCGUCGGCACGACAAACUUUCGGUGUAGGUGGUAGCUGUUGUGAUGUAUGUUAAUGAUAAAUAUUACAGGUGGUGGUUAAACUAAUAAAAUAUUAUAACAAAAAUUGUAGAGAAUUAACCAGAUAAUAAUGUAAAAUAAAUGUCACAUAUCUUAAAGUUACAUGCGUUUCUGUUUAAAAGCCUAUCAAGUAUUCAUCUGAUGCAUCUGCUCUGCGCAUUUGGCGGUGCAAAAAUAAAUGUCUUGUCCAAUAACGCACGGAGAAUCGGUCAGGGAGGGAAAUCAUCGGCCUCGGCGAGAAAGCAGCUAGUCGGUGUCUCGUAAAACCUCACGAAACUCAACGGCGGUGCGCGAAAAGAUUUACGAUUCCAGCAAGAAGAAGAAGCGUAACAUUCGUAAUAUCCUUUCUUCGUGAAGAGAUGGCCGGUGAUUUUUCAUCCGGGGGUCAUUCUUCUCUCGUCACGAAGUUUCGUUUAAUUUUAUUUUAAUACGGAAAAAAUGAAUUCCCCCACCCCUCCCUCUUUCCGUAACAUGCGUAAACGGCGAACCGAGAGCUCGAGGAGAUUCACGAGGGAGAGACACGAUCGUAAAUAUUUGCGUAACUCAUUGGCUCCGCGUCUGGUAGCCAAAUUUCGGGCGCGUCAAAAUAUUUAAAACCGCAAUUAGCAUGAGAUUCGCCUUUAAUGCUGUGAUCGGAGGGACCGUCUUUCUCGCUUGUCAUUUUCUGCCCGCGGAAAAGCGACUUCCGCUAUUUCACAUGAGAUAUCACGAAGACACAUUUUUAACAUUAAUCUGUCAGGCAGGAAUCAGUCCAGACAGCAUCAUGUUCUACAUCGGGACAGAAUACUAGUGUUAAAGACAUAAAUUGAACGUCUUUUAGAUACCGUAUAGUAAAAUUUUUUUUAAAGACAUCUGUGAGAAAAGUAGGACAUUUAAAUUAAUAUGUUGAUUGACAUUUCCAUGACAUAUUAGCGUUCCUAAAAUGGAUUUCACAGAGCUUUUAUAACUCAUAAA
Molecule: messenger RNA, 4019 nt
Organism: Monomorium pharaonis (pharaoh ant)
Lineage: Eukaryota; Metazoa; Arthropoda; Insecta; Hymenoptera; Formicidae
Exons: 6
Coding region: 1808-2218 (136 amino acids)
Source: RefSeq, a predicted model, not a curated record